AGGUGUUCUUAUAGUGUCAUUCAUUGUCUUCUAGAAAAUAGCUUGUGUGCUUCAAUCUGACCUAUGGGAGUGGUAGAAGCAACAAAAUCUUCUUCAGGUUAUGCCAAACCUCCAUGGAUGUUCACAGGAAGUGCACUGUACCAGCUCCAUCUCGUGAAAGCAGAAACUGCCCGAGCUUUAAUACCGAAGGAGUUCAGAUUAGUUGAAGCUUUUGGGUAUUCAUUUCCUCUGUUCUCUAUUCCCACACACCCGAAAAAAGAAGAAGAAAGUAUUGAAGUUGAGCUUGCACUUUGCAGAUACACUCUUGGUGGUUUUUUUCUUGCUCACUAUGAUGAUAGUCCAGCUGGGAUCUUUGAUGAGCUUGUGGUCAUUGCGGGGAUUGUCUGGAACCCCCCAACUUCUUGCGCAUGGGCUGCUAGGGUACUUGUAAACAGCCACGAAGCUUGCUUUCAUGGUCGAAAGUAUAUAGGGCUUCCAAGUCAAGUUGCUGGGUUUUCAAAGAGAACAAUAGCAAUCUCAGAGAGGUCAAGAAAUAAGGAGAACAGUUUCCUACAUAAGAUUGGUUUUGGAACUGCUUUCCACAAUCCAAAGGAUCGUAUUGAUGUUCAAGUAGCAGAAAUCAAGGAUUCUUCCACAACAACUGAUUUUUGUUGCAUCAGCCUUCCAACUGCUGUGCUAAAUUCCAGAUCAGAUAGCACGUGGAUGGGUCCCAUUGUCAAAAUGUCCCUGCCGAGCUAUAGCGGCCAUACAGAGUAUAAUCCUCACCUUCUCAAGUAUUCAUGUCAAAUUAAGUGCAGGGUUCGAGCUGUGACUCCAGCAAAAGUAUCAGGACCAACAACAACUCCACUGGACAAACAUGGAGAAGAAUUGCUUGCCCACCAAAGCUUUUACUCUGUGGGUUCUGAAUUUGGAGAACUGACAGAAAAUGAUGCACGGAACCGGAGUAUUUCUGUGUUAUUGUCGAAGCCUGUAUUGGCGUUAGAGUUCAACUUUCUGAAAAUGCAGGUGGAACCUCCAAUUGUAGUUGCUCAUUGUUCUAAGAACAUAGUUGAAGACUAAUCAUAUACCCUCUUUCAUCCUUGUCUUC
Molecule: messenger RNA, 1087 nt
Organism: Macadamia integrifolia
Lineage: Eukaryota; Viridiplantae; Streptophyta; Magnoliopsida; Proteales; Proteaceae
Product: protein NEOXANTHIN-DEFICIENT 1
Exons: 9
Coding region: 64-1059 (331 amino acids)
Source: RefSeq, a predicted model, not a curated record